Molecule: messenger RNA, 348 nt
Organism: Trifolium pratense (red clover)
Lineage: Eukaryota; Viridiplantae; Streptophyta; Magnoliopsida; Fabales; Fabaceae
Product: probable prefoldin subunit 3
Exons: 3
Coding region: 33-329 (98 amino acids)
Biological process (GO): protein folding; microtubule-based process; tubulin complex assembly
Cellular component (GO): cytoplasm; prefoldin complex
Molecular function (GO): tubulin binding
Source: RefSeq, a predicted model, not a curated record
GUUGCGUUGGAUUCGAUUGCAGAGUGUCAACAAUGGCUUCUUCUUCGUCUUCAUCAUCGGGUGCUACAGAGCGAAGAGGAAUACCAGGUGCUCAGUUCGUUGAAGAUGUUCAAACUUAUCUCACUCAAUUAGGUCUCGAUGUUAAUUCCGCUCUCGCUUUUCUUCAAGAAAGACUUCAGCAAUACAAGGUUGUUGAAAUGAAGCUUCUUGCGCAGCAAAGGGAACUUCAGGCAAAGAUACCGGAUAUUGAAAAGUGCCUAGAAGUUGUUGCUACAUUGCAAGCUAAGAAGGGUACUGGUGAGGUUCGUUUGACGCCGUAUUUUAUAUAACAAAUUAUAGCAGUAAAUA